AUGGGAACUACGAUCUUCGUCGUGUUGUUAUCAGAUGGCGAGGGUGAUGGUAGUGGUCCAGGGCUGGAAGAGUUUGUACCGGGCCCUGAAGAUCCUGGGGUGGGUGGGAAAGGAGAAUUUGAUGAACUCGAAGAUGGGCUUCCAGGAGGAGGAAGAAUCACAGAUGAUGGACCAGGAGAGGCUACUGGAGUAGAAUUUGAAGGGGGGCUCGAAUCUGGGGAACCACCUGGGCUAGAAGAUGAUGGAGGAGAGCCUGAUGGUGAGGAUGAAGAAGGACCUGGAGUGGGAUUAGAAGAUGGAGAUAGUGGAGAUGGUGGAGUUGAGGAAGAAGGACCAGGAGCUGGCGUGGUUGAAGAAGGCGAUGGAGACUUA
Molecule: messenger RNA, 372 nt
Organism: Marchantia polymorpha subsp. ruderalis
Lineage: Eukaryota; Viridiplantae; Streptophyta; Marchantiopsida; Marchantiales; Marchantiaceae
Source: the annotation of a GenBank genome assembly